This is a messenger RNA of Mesorhabditis belari, 2415 nucleotides long. The record is from the annotation of a GenBank genome assembly. NCBI's taxonomy places the organism in Eukaryota, Metazoa, Nematoda, Chromadorea, Rhabditida, Rhabditidae.
AUGGCGGCUCGUCCGUUUCUAAAGCGCGGCGCUGGCACCACCGACAAGUACAAAAUCAACUACCCAGUGAUGGCCCGAUCGAGGCAAAAUGCGAGCCUUUCAAGUCCACAAGAAGUGAUCGAUUUGACCGGAAAUGAAUUUCAAUACGCAAGUGUUCCUGUGCGAAGAUCACCAAAUGCAUCUUAUGAAGAAUUCACGACUUUGACUGUGCCAUCAGUUGUUUAUGAAGAAAGAGCUAUCAAUGCUGAAAGCGGUGGCCGUACAGACAGUGGACGAGGGAGUCGAGAAGCGCACACGCCCGAGAAAAAUCAACGAGACAAAUUUAGAUAUCAAUCGCUGGAAUAUAUUGCUCCUAAUCCAUUGAGAAUCGCGCGUACAAAUGACUCUGGAGUCUCCGAAUCACCGGAAGCGAGAGGAGAACGCGAUUCUCAACAUUAUCGUACCGCCUUCUCGGAUCCUGAUCAGAGUCGGGAUGAGCCUUUGCCAAUAGCGCCACAACGCAAUCAGUUAAUUUCUCUUGGCGCUUAUCCGGCCACCAUUUCAGAGGAGACACAAAAUGUUCUUCCAUCGACUCGAGACUCUGAUGAUCUUUCAUCGCUCGGAACAAAGCGCUCAACUAGAGUGCUAGAAACGCGAGUAUCCGCGCGAGCAGCUAUGAAUGACAAUAAAAGAUGCACGGCAACGAUGGAAAGCAGUCAAAAAGGGACUAUGGACAGUGUAUCUGAGAUUUCUUCGUUGACAACCGGCUCAUCUUAUCCAGUUUUGACGCCAAGUAACGGGCAACAACGAAUCGUAGAACCUCCACCUAAGCCACAAACUGUCCAAGAUAGUCACUUCUUUCAGAAAAAUAUAGGUCCACCUCCAGGUCCGCUUCAUGACUAUCGUCCUCUGCGACAAUUGGUGCCUUCUGGUGGAACGUCUGUGGCUUCAUCAAUUGCAGCGGCGGUUCCAUCACAAGGGACAAAGAGACUUCCUGCUGCCGUUGAGAGAUGCACUCAAGCCAAUUCUACUGAUUUCCCACGAACACAAAGACCCGAAGUGAGAUUAAAUGAAAAGCCAAAACUAAAUAUCAAUGAAGUGCCAAAGGUGGACGAUCCAAUCACAUUCACUCCUCGACACCAGCCAAACAGAGGUUUAUCCACUCUUGAAUCACAUUUGGCUCGACAACUCCGCGACACCAUUAUCAAUGUGGAUUUUGCUGAAGCUGAGAUGAGACAACGAUUUCAUGACUUGGAAAGAGAUGUGUGGAACAGAGAGCAAGCAUUGGAGGAUAAAAGAAAGGUCCAAGAAGAGGCUUUCCAACGAGAACGUGCGGAAAUUGAACGAGAAAAAGGAAGUCUCGGGCGAUUGUCGAAAGCUCAAAAGAAGGGCUCGAAUGAGAAGGAGAACGAGCUGGCUAAACAGCUUGAUGAUGCCAAGGAAUCGAACGGAAAAAUUUAUUCUCAAGUGAUCGAUCUACGGAAUAAAUUGAAGCGCAGCGAGACGGAGGUCGAGGAUUUGAGAAAAGCAAAAGAAAAGGAGAAGGCUAAAGCGGAACGAUUGCAAGGGCGCAUUGAUCAAUUACAGUCGGAAGUAGCCGUUCAACGUGGUCGGUUUGCUAUGGACAAAACGAGAAACGAUCGCGACGUUGUCAACAGCCAGAAGGCUCAGGCGACAUUUAAUCUACAGACUCGAAAGAAUUUCCAUACGGACACUGCAACAAAUCGUCGCAUUUGUCGAGAGGAUAGUGGUGUUUCGGAUGUUCUCAGCUCAAGAAAUGGCACUGCAAGCGGGAAAAAUGUUCAUUGGGCUGAUCAACCACACUCAAUACCGGAUUCUCCGACGGCAAAACAAUAUAAAUUGUUUUCCGCCGAGUCAACAUCAUCAUGUCGAAGGAGGACUUUCAUCGCCGGUGGUUGGACCAAGAGUGAGGAAAGAGAUUGUGGGUGCACUCUAUUCGAAUAUCACACUGGAGACAUCUUCUGGAAAAGACCCGAAGUCGAGGUUUACUAUUACAUGCGAAUUGGUGUGAAUGAGGUUCAAUUCACGAACGGGCCUGUGUUUAGACUCUUCCGUAAUGGACAGUUCGAUUUCAUUCGUGUGGAUGGACAAACAACUUCGAUUCGCCCUGAUGGAACGCGUUUUGAAAGAAAACUUAAUGUCUCGAUGAGAUGGAUUUGUCAAAAAUUCACUCCGGAUCGUGACCCGCUGAGAAAUGGAGCGAAUAUCGCUUUUGAAUAUGCCGGAAUGGGGAUUUGGUUCACGGAUGGAGGCUUCGUGAAGAUUUCAACGAAAGAAUUACGAAUAUCUCUGUCGGCGCCACAAGAUGAGGGGAAAAUUACGCAUGUUGUGAUGAAGGACAAAACUCCUUGUUUCUAUUGGGGUCAUCAAAAACGUCACGAGGAUCGCAAUCGAGUACUUAACGACAAUCGUUUU